Molecule: messenger RNA, 4263 nt
Organism: Oncorhynchus nerka (sockeye salmon)
Lineage: Eukaryota; Metazoa; Chordata; Actinopteri; Salmoniformes; Salmonidae
Product: zinc finger protein 850-like
Exons: 7
Coding region: 1-3264 (1087 amino acids)
Biological process (GO): regulation of transcription by RNA polymerase II
Molecular function (GO): RNA polymerase II cis-regulatory region sequence-specific DNA binding; DNA-binding transcription factor activity, RNA polymerase II-specific
Source: RefSeq, a predicted model, not a curated record
AUGACUGUCACAGUGAAAGGGGAGGAAGAAGCUGUGUUAGUGAAGGAGGAGGGAGAUGACUGUCACAGUGACCGGGAGGAAGAAGCUGUGUUAGUGAAGGAGGAAGAGGAGAUGACUGUCACAGUGAAAGGGGAGGAAGAAGCUGUGUUAGUGAAGGAGGAAGAGGAGGGGGAGAUGACUGUCACAGGGAAAGUGGAGGAAGAAGCUGUGUUGGUGAAGGAGGAAGAGGACGUUUUUAGAGUGAAAGAGGAGGAAGAAAAGGAAGAUAUGACUGUCACAGUGAAAGAGGGGGAGGAGGGUGAAGAGGAGGAGAAGAAGGGUGAAGAGGAGGACACUGGAGAUCUGAUUAACACCAGUGAGAGACAUGACUAUUGUGGAUCCUCUGGGGAGCCUCAACAACAUCCUGAUGCUGACGAGGCAGAGAAGAGUCUCUCCAGAUCAGAACACAAGAUGGACAACGCUAGCCCUUCCUCCCUCCUGGAGUCCCUGUGUCGUGCCUCUCCCGGUAGCACCUUACUGCUGGGUAUGAAGAGGUUGUCUGUGCUGCUGGUGGACUGCAGGAAAACAACGGGGCUGAGUGGAACUGUGAGAGGAGGAGAAGAGAAGAAAGGAUCAGAUUUGACACGUCAAAGAGAGAGGCCAGACUCUCGCUCUGACACUAGGAAGAGUCCUACAGGGGAAUCGGCCCCAGAGACAUCCAAACCAGCAAGACCCCACCACUGUUCCCAGUGUGGAAAGAGAUUUAUCCGGUUAGGGCACCUGAAACAACAUAAGAGAACACAUACAGGGGAGAAGCCUUAUCACUGCUCCCAGUGUGGAAAGGGUUUUGGACAGUCAGGUUAUCUAAAAGUGCAUGAAAGAAUACAUACUGGAGAGAAGCCAUAUCAAUGCUCACAGUGUGAAAAUACAUUUUUGUCAUCAGGGUACCUGAAAUCACAUGAGAAAACACACUUAGUAGAGAGGCCUUUCCAAUGCUCUCGGUGUGGAAAGGGAUUUAUCCAUUCAUCGCAUCUGAUAGAGCAUGAAAGAAUACACACAGGAGAGAAGCCAUUCCAAUGCUCCCAGUGUGGAAAGAGUUUUACCCAGAGAGGGAAGCUGACAAAUCAUGAAAGAAGACAUACAGGUGAGAAGCCUCAUCACUGCUCUCGGUGUGGAAAGGGUUUUGGACAGUCAGGGCAUUUAAAAGUGCAUGAAAGAACACACACUGGAGAGAAGCCAUAUCAAUGCUCCCAGUGUGAAAAGACAUUUUUGUCAUCAGGGUACCUGAAAUCACAUGAGAAAACACACUUAGUAGAGAGGCCUUUCCAAUGCUCUCAGUGUGGAAAGGGAUUUAUCCAGUCAUCGCAUCUGAAAGACCAUGAAAGAAUACACACAGGAGAGAAGCCAUUCCAAUGCUCCCAGUGUGGAAAUAGUUUUACCCAGAGAGGGAAGCUGAAAGAUCAUGAAAGAACACAUACAGGGGAGAAGCCUUAUCACUGCUCUCAGUGUGGAAAGAGUUUUGGACAGUCAGGGCAUUUAAAAGUGCAUGAAAGAAGACACACUGGAGAGAAGCCGUAUCAAUGCUCCCAGUGUGAAAAUAAAUUUUUCUCAUCAGGGGACCUGAAAUCACAUGAGAGAACACACUUAGUAGAGAGGCCUUUCCAAUGCUCUCGGUGUGGAAAGGGAUAUAUUCACUCAUGGCAUCUGAAAGAGCAUAUGAGAAUACACACGAGAACAACCAUUCCAGUGCUCUGUGUGGAAAGGGGUUUAACUGGGUACCAGGAGGUGGCGAUGAGAGUUUUUCAGCUAAGUAACAUUAGGCUAAUGCUAACUAGCUUUCUAACAUCCUCGACCAUGAGUUCACUAAGCUACUCCCUCCCUGCUAAAGAAGAGGAGAAAGAAGCCCCCGUGAAAGAGGAGAAGGAAGAGGAGGCUGUCACAGUUAAACAAGAAGUAGAGGAUGAGGCUGUUACUACAGUGAAAGAGGAAGAAUUUACAUUGAAAGAGGAAGAAGUUACGGUGAAAGAAGAGGAAGAAUCUUUAAGAGUGAAAGAGGGAAUGAAGGAGGAGGGGGAGAUUACUGUCACAUUGGAGGAGACUGGAGAUCUGAUUAACACCAGAGAAAGACCAGACUCCCAGGAACCAGAGCCAGGGACGUCCAAACCAGCAAGACGACGCAACUGCUCCCACUGUGGAAAGGGUUUUAACCAGUUAGGGGACCUGAAAACACAUGAGAGAAUACAUACAGGAGAGAAGCCAUACCACUGCUCCAAGUGUGAAAAAGGUUUUAACCAGUUAGGAAACUUGAAGCGGCAUGAGAGAAUACAUACAGGAGAAAAGCCGUACCACUGCUCCCACUGUGGAAAGGGUUUUAACCAGUUGUGGGACCUGAAAGGCCACAAGACUUUGCACACAGCGGAGAAGCCUUAUCACUGCUCCCUUUGCGGAAAGAGUUUUACCGUGUUAGGGAGCUUGAAAAUACAUGAGAUAAAUCACACAAGGGAGAAGCCUUACCACUGCUCCCAGUGUGAAAACAGUUUUACCGAGUUAGGGAGCCUGAAAAUACACGAGAGAAUACACACAGGAGAAAAGCCUUACUACUGCUCCCAGUGUGGAAAGAGAUUUACCCAGUUAGGAAGUCUGAAAGAGCAUAAGAUACUGCAUACAAGGGAGAAGCCUUACCCCUGCUUCCUUUGUGUAAAGAGAUUUUCCUCAUCAGGGUGCCUGAAAAGACAUGAGAGGACACACACAGGCGAUAAACCUUUCCAAUGCUCCCAGUGUGUAAAGAGUUUUUCCUUGUUAGCAAGCCUGAAAAGACAUGAGAGGACACACACAGGAAAUAAGACUCAUCACUGCCCCCAGUGUGGAAAGAGUUUUAACCUUAAAGAAUACCUGAAAGUGCAUGCGAGAAUACACACAGGGGAGAAGCUAGAGAAGCAUUUCCACUGCUCCCAGUGUGGAAAGAGUUUUUUCUUGUUAGCGAGCCUGAAAAGACAUGAGAGGACACACACAGGAAAUAAGCCUCAUCACUGCUCCCAGUGUGGAAAGAGUUUUAAGCUGAAAGGACAACUGAACCAGCAUGAGAGAAUACACACAGGGGAGAAGCCAUACCACUGCUCCCAAUGUGAAAAGAGUUUUGCCUGGUUAGGGGACCUGAGAAGACAUGAGAGGACGCACACGGGAGAGAAGCCUCAUCACUGCUCCCAGUGUGGAAAGAGUUUUACCCAGUUAAGACACAUGAAAAGACAUGAGAUAAUACACACAGAAGAUACGAACGUAGGCUGAACAGUGGGACAGAGGACAAAUGUAGGCUGCUGAACAGUAGGACAUAGGACAGAUAUAGACUGAACAGUGGGUCAUAGAACAGAUGAAGGCCCAAUUAAUGGUGGGUCAGUAGUCCCCAGAGACUCUGAAUGUGUCUUGACUUUCCAGUGUUUUCCCUCCUGCAUGUAUUAUAAAGGAUCGUGUUUGUGGAUGUGUUUUCUGGGUGAGGGUUUGGUUUGUGCCCGAGCACAGUUGAUUCAAAUAACCAACUCAUCAUCAAGCUUUUUCUUAUUUGAAUGGGCUGUGUAGUGUUAGAGGACCUGAAAAGAAUACAGAGGUUUUGUUCUGGCUGUUGUUUUUGACUGAGAAUUGUUCUGACUUCUCUCUUUUUCUUUAAGUUGUUGAAAUGUUCCCGGAAUCACUGACCUUCACAUCUUAAAGUAAUGAUGGACUAUCUUCUGUAUAUCACAUCUUAAAGUAAUGAUGGACUCAUCAUUUAGCUCUUCUGUAUAUCACAUCUUAAAGUAAUGAUGGACUAUCUUCUGUAUAUCACAUCUUAAAGUAAUGAUGGACUCAUCAUUUAGCUCUUCUGUAUAUCACAUCUUAAAGUAAUGAUGGACUAUCUUCUGUAUAUCACAUCUUAAAGUAAUGAUGGACUAUCAUUUAGCUGUCUUCAGUAUACCACCCUACCUUGUCACAACACAACUGAUUGGCUCAAACGCAUUAAGAAGGAAAGAAAUUCCACAAAUUAACUUUUAACAAGGCACACCUGUUAAUUGAAAUACAUUCUGGGUGACAUCCUCAUGAAGCUGGUUGAGAGAAUGCCAAGAGUGUGCGAAGCUGUCAUCAAGACAAAGGGUGGUUACUUUGAAGAAUCUCAAAUAUAAAAUAUAUUUGGAUUUGUUUAACACUUUUUUGGCUACUAAAUGAUUCCAUAUGUGUUAUUUCAUAGUUUUGAUGUCUUCACUAUUAUUCUACAAUGUAUAAAGUAGUAAAAAUUAAUAAAAAUCCUUGAAUGAG